This is a messenger RNA of Yarrowia lipolytica CLIB122, 846 nucleotides long. NCBI's taxonomy places the organism in Eukaryota, Fungi, Ascomycota, Dipodascomycetes, Dipodascales. The record is from RefSeq and is a predicted model, not a curated record.
AUGCUCUCUCGAUUCGCCAGAAUUGGCAGCAUGGGCAUCCGCCCCGUCGCAGCAGCCCGUGCUACCUUUGUGACCUCCGCCCGAGCCGCCCAGGCCGCCCCCUCUUGGGAGAACAUCAAGGACAUCCGACUCGACCCCAAGGUCCAUGUUGACGAGGUUUACGAGCCCAUCGUCAACCCCGCAGACCGAUACCUCCAGCACGUGUCGGACCUCCACCAGUACGCCAAAUACAUCAUGGCUGCUCUGCCCAAGUACAUCCAGGGCUUUUCUGUGUGGAAGGACGAGCUGACUCUGCACGUUGCACCAAGCGCUGUCAUUCCCGUCACUACCUUCCUGCGAGACAACACCUCGACUCAGUACAAGUCCAUCAUCGAUAUUACCGCCGUGGACUACCCCUCUCGAGAAAACCGGUUCGAGGUGGUCUACAACUUUCUGUCUGUGCGACACAACUCGCGAAUCCGACUUAAGACAUACGCUACCGAGGUGACCCCCGUCCCCAGUAUCACCUGCCUGUACGAGGGCGCCAACUGGUUCGAGCGAGAGGCCUACGAUAUGUACGGAGUCUUCUUUGAGGGCCACCCCGAUCUGCGACGAAUCAUGACCGACUACGGUUUUGAGGGCCACCCUCUGCGAAAGGACUUCCCUCUCACCGGAUACACUGAGGUCCGAUGGGACGAGGAGAAGCGACGAGUGGUUUACGAGCCCCUGGAGCUUACCCAGGCCUUCCGAAACUUCUCUGCCGGCUCCACCGCUUGGGAGCCUGUUGGACCCGGUCGAGACGACCGACCCGACUCUUUCAAGCUCCCCACCCCCAAGCCCGAGGAGAAGGAAGGCGACAAGAAGUAG